AUGGCCUCAAGCACUCUUGUUUUCGAGCAAGAUGCGACUUUGGAAGGGAUAAAGGUUUGUUGUGUUCUGCUCCCUCUUUGAAAUUGAAACUAAACCGCUUCAUAUACAAAACCUCAUUAGCUCGGCGAUAAUAUUUUAUCGCCGCGACAAAAUUAAAAUCUUUGAAAACAUCUCUGUUAGAAAUUCUUCUAAAGUUAGUUUUAAUCUUACUGGACAGCUCGCGGUUUUUGUUAGCGUCCGCGCGCUUUGUUUUGCUUGAUUGCGAAAUGCUGGACCGGUUUUCUUCGAUUCCCGAUAUUUUAUUAAUUGCUUCGACUGUUUGACCUCUCUGCCAUCGUUAUAUGGUAUUUAUAUGCCUUCAAAAGAAGCUUGUGUAUCGUGGAAAACGUGUAUGAUAGUCAUCACUUCUUUAAGGUCAUCUUAAAUGAACUGGAACGUUAACAGUAUAUGUUUUUCAUCACAUGUUGCGAUCGACGUACCUACGUGAAAGUGCGGCCUCCCUCAGUUGUUAAGCCCGUGUGUUACUUAUGGCUAACCCUAUCCCGAUCGAUAGCUUAUUUAACUGAAUUAAGACAACUCCAAAUUCGGUUCCAAAAAUUUGUAGCAAAAAUUGGGUUUUACUUUAAAAGAGCGAGGUGAUUAUAAAUGAUUUCUUCAAAAAAUUAUGUUCAGAGGUUUGACUUUAUGCUCGAAGUAAAAGCGCGCGGAUUAGUUUUGUGCAAGCAGACUUGUUCUUAGGUUGUUGUAAAGCUUCGAUUAUAUUUCUUCAUACAAAAGAGGUCAAGUUUUAGAUUAGGUUGAUGAUAAAAUGAUAACGUUAUGCUCGGGAGCUACAAUGUAGCCUAGCCACGCUAAUAAUUAUUCUCUCCUUAGUCUGUAUUGUGUUUUUCGACUUGUCACUUCAUUGCUAUGGUAAAUGUUUACACUGUCACCAGGGAUUAUGUUUUUGGUUGUCAGAACACGUAAAUCGUCCGUACUUGAUGUGAAUUUCAGAGAGUUUUAAUUUCAACGUCACUCUUCUAUCUAAUAUUACUUUCUAUCUAAUGUUGAAAUUGCAAUACGUUCUUUUUAUCUCUUCAUUUAAUCUGUCUUUCACGACCCACAACUUUUGACAGGUCUAGAAGCCCAAGUGUUUUUUGCGCCGUAGGUUGCAUUUAAAGAACCUAAAGUGAUCAAAACGUUUGUUGAAAAUUGCUGCGAGCUGUCACUCUCCGUAAACGAAACUAAUUAAAUGUUUAUUUGUGAAAUAAUAGUAUCCUCUAAAAAUCUGUGCAACUUGACAAAUGUGUUUGUUUUGUUUGCUUUUCUUUGUUGCCUUAUGGUGUGCUUUACAAAGUGCAAAAUGUGAGCAAAACACCAUGAAAAGCAUUUAAUAAAUAUUGCAUCAGCAGUGAAUAGUAUUACUUUAAUUGAUUUAUUGUUGAGUUUUUGGUUUUGCUUUUAAAGAAUGUUAUUUUCAAGUUUAAAAAUCUGUACAGUGCUUUCACUUCAAUAGUGUCAUAUGUCCUCUGAAACUUCUGACACAGCCAGAGGACGGAACUAGCAGUUUUCCAUUCUCAAGAAAAAAGGUGGAGUUUGCCCAAAAAUGAACCUUAAGUUUUCAAGAAAGAACAAAUAGCUCAACAAUGGCUAAGAGGCUGUUCAACUGCAAAAAGUUUUUUGAUUAAGCAUGUUUUUUUAAAGAGCCUUUGUUACCUUCCUUUAACGUGUACAGUGGAAUUUAAUUUUUUUAAACCUCCUUGGAAUGGAAAUAAUUGAUUUGAAAAAUUACAGAUCUUUAGGAGUAAAGUUACAGUUUUGGUAGGAGAAGGAAUUUUUCAGUUUUGGUAAAAUGUUUGGAGGCUUGAAGAAUUGUAAAUGUGAAGGAAGUGAAUUUACUGUCCACACACACAAGCAAAAAUGGUUUGUAUGAAUUACAGUGUCCUAAAAACAGUGUUUUAAAGAUGUUUUUUAAAUGGAAAUCACAGAUGUAUUGAGCCACACUGAAUAAAAUGUAAAACUGAUUAAAUUUGUGAAUUUUCGUAACAUAUUAUUUAUGUCAUAUAUAUAUAAUUUGUCAUAAUGUGUUUUUUUAAUCUCUUCUCAGGAAAAACUGCAGCAAGAGCAAUCUGUUACCAAACUGGUAUUGAGACACUGCAAUGCUGUUUCAUCAAGUGAUCUUCAAGUUCUUUUGGAACAUAUAAACCCAGACCUUGAUGUUCUGUCUGUUCAUAACUGUCAAUCAUUUGAUGAUGAUUUUGCUGGCAGGAUAUCAGAGCACUGCUCAAAACUCACAAGCAUUUCUUUUACUGGGAACUGUGGGAUGCUUUCAGCCACAGGAAUAUCUUUAUUUGUGAAGAACUGCAAGAGUCUGAAACAUGUAACAAUAAUGUCAACUGAUUGUGAUGACUUGGCAGUGGAUGAAGAUGACAACAAGGAUGAUAGUGAUAAUAACAACAAAAGCUGGCUUCUUAAUGAUGAUAUUUUUGCUUUAUUUCUUGAGAGGACAGACUUGCAACUUGAGCACUUUGCUCUUUGUGGCUUUGAAGAUAUAACAUCGAAAGGUUUAAAACAGUUCUUAGCUCACGUUUCAUCAAAUCUAAAGUCUCUGGAUGUUAGUGAACUUUCUGCUGUUAAUGAUAACACGGUUGAAGGAUUGAAUGAUGUAUGUUCAAAUUUAACAGAUGUAUCAUUUAGUCACUGUAAGCUCACUGAUGAAGGUGUUCAAAUAUUUUGCUCAAAAUGCAAGAUGCUUCAAUCUGUUAACCUUAGUGGCUGUCAAGAUAUUUCUGAUGAUUCAAUUGUUGCUCUUUCAUCAAACUGUUCUUUGUUGAAAAGGGUAGAACUUGGAUGGUGCAUUAACUUGACUGAAAAGUCGUUAUGUGCUUUGGUAAAGAACUGUAGUAAUUUGACACAUGUUGACAUGUCACAAUGUGCAAUAAAACACUUGCCUUUUGAAAUAUUGGAUCAUUCAUCACUUCAGGAACUGAAAUUAAACGGUUGCACCUCCCUCAGGUGCCCUCCAUUGCAGACUGUUACCAAAGGACUUGAAUCUUGUCGUGAAUUUCUCAAGAAAUGCAACCUGCAGUCUUUAUGCCGAAUGACUUUCCUUGGUAAUCAAGGAAGUGGAAAAACAAGUUUAAUGUCAAGCCUUCCCACAAUGGUGCAAUCUGUCGCAGACACAUCAACUGAAGGGGUACAUGUGUCUUCUUGGAAACCAUUCAAGAGUGGGAAAGGUAAGCCUCACUUUACAGCAUGGGAUAACCAGCAAAUGUAGUGCCAAUUAAUAUGACGGUGACUAAUCCAAUAUUAAAUUCAAGCAGUAGAGUACAAAUAACACUCAAAAUGAGUACAAAUAUCUCAUGGUAUUUGUACUUCAGAGGACUGGUUUUGACUGAUUUUCUUCAAACAUCUCACAUGUAUGGGAUGUCUUGAAAACAAAGACCCCUAAGACUUUGGAGUCUUUGUUUUCAAGACACCUCACAUGUAUGGCAGAAUAACAACUUAUACAAAUACAAGUGAGAAGAUGAAAACAAACCUGAAGUAAACAACAUCCAUAAAUACUGUACAGUCCCUUCAGAGGAACUGAUCAGUUUAAAUCACUUCUAGUUUGGUUUUAUAAGCUAAGUGUGAGGAAACUCGAGGUGGUAGACUCUAAAGGUUCUCUCAAGACUUUUUGAGAGUAUUAAUCCCAGUGAAGUUGAGGCUUCAAGUCCUUUGUUUACAAGUAGCUCUGUGAAGCUCCUUGAAUUGGGAGAUUUUUCUUCUUUGCAUUGCAAUUUGUUCUGCUCAUUUUUUUUUCUACUUAGUGGAGACCAUGAUAAGCCUCACAAUUUAUUUGUCAAUCUGUCACUGUUUUACUGGCAAGACAUGGUUGAAAGGUAGAACCUCAAAGCGCUGAUGAUAAGCAAAAAAAAUUAUUUACUGAGUAAACCAGUUUGACAAGUUUUCCUUUCUGACCAAUCAGCAAUGAUGUUGCACCCCAUGCAUGAAAACUACAAAGGAGUCAUGUUAGUCUGUCACGCACUUUUGUUAUAUGGGCUCACCAAAAUACAGUGUGAUUUGAAAAAUAUCCCACAACACACCAAACCAUUCAAUAAGAUAACUAUUCUCUUUGAUGCUGAAUUGAAAGUUUUCAGUAGAAUCUGCUCAACUGUGUAGUGGUGUAAUAUGUAGUGAAUAAAUUCAGCCUAAGGGGUGGACAAGUACAUAAAAAAUAUUGUAUAUUAAUUGCGUAUCACUGGCACAAUUUUGUUUUUGACUUUGUAAUGAGCUUGUUUAGCAAGGAAUAGCAUUGUCGUUCCCAGUUCCUUUGUACCCUAGAGAAUGAGUUGAGAUUCCACUCACUGUAGGACAGCUGUGUUAUGUCUGACCUUACUUUACCCUCCUUGAGUGCCAGAGAACAUAAUUUUAUCAAAAAUUGUAUCAUUCUUACCCAUUUUAAGCACUCAUUUAUUUUUUAAAAAUUAAGAGUCUAUUGACCUUGGAACAGAUGUGAAUGAAAAGAUGCUGUCACUUACAGUUGAGAUGUGGGACUGUGGAGGAAGAGCAGUAAGUCCUUUUUUGAUCCAGUUCAAAUAUUUAAAUGAAAUAUUAAUCCUAAUUGAUAAUAUUGUGGAAGACUUUUUAAUAGACUUGUAGUUAUUGAUAGUAGACUGCUUGAACUGAUGUGAAGGAACCAGUAUUGUAGUACUGUAAGUAGAAUUCAGGAAACUUUUCUUAUCAUUUUUUUUUUUGCAGUGCCUUCAGGGUGUCCAUCCAUUGUUCUUGAGUGAACAUUCACUGUACGUCAUUGUAUUUAAUGUCCAUGAUCCAUUCAAGAUUGAGUCUGUCUUAAGAUGGAUGCUUCUUAUGAGGUCAAAGGCAAGUGACUCAAAUUAUGUACAAUUUAUAAAAAAGGCUUUAAUUUAAACACUCAGACAGUUUGGGUUGGUAAUCCAGCAGCUCUGAUUGUAGCUGUCUUGACAAACCCCAUUUGAUAAAAACUAAUAACAUACAAGGCUGUGGUCUAAGAAAAAUUAAAGGGAUUCCAGUGCUCUACGCCUGUGAAAUCCAGGGAGUCCAGUAUAGGAUUUCUAUGAGAAAAGGUAAGAUUUUCUGGUCGCCUGGUAACAAAAGUUAGGUGCUAGGGCCCUGCACUGAGCACUGCUAGAGCACAGCCUUGACAUAUUUCCAUACAUUGUAAAUGACCUUUCUGCUGCCUCUUACUUCAUACUAUGGCUGUGCUACUGUGCUGCCUUGAUGACCUUCCUACCCCUUAAUCCUAUUACCUUCCUACUCAAUGCCCCGUUCUAAAACCCAUGUCCUCUGCCUCUGCCAUUGCUUUAUCUUAGAACACUUUGUAACUUUUUCUUUCCACUGGGCUAUCCUGCUGCUCUUUCCCAGCAGUGAAGGCUCUUACUGACCUUCUUCUAUCACCUUAUCCCAUUGCUCCACAUACUGCCCUCUUCCACUAUCCCUCACCACCACCCAUUCUCCUACCCUAUGCCACUGCCCUGUCCCACACCAUAUCCAAUUAUCCUGCUCUAUCGCUGUGCUGCACCCUAUGUCCCCCUACCCUUCCACUGCCCCAUGUGACAAUUUCACCACUAUGACAUCUUUCAGAGAAAAAGCGAAUUAGAGCAUGAACUCAGGAAUUUGUAUUGACUUAAUUCUGGAAUAGGAUAUACACAGAAUAAUCCUGAACAUGAUUGUUUGAUUGACCUGCUUUUCCAGUUCUGGAAUAAGAAAAUGUAUGUAUAUUCCAAACAGUCAUUUCCAAGGUCAAGUGGAGCAGAAUGCUUGGAAUAAUUAGGAAUAAAGAUAUCAUUUUACUUGCUUUUGGUUUUCUUUAAAUUUAUUUAAUAAAGGCAAUAGUGACAACAAAACGACUUUUAAAUGAGGAAGAUGACAUUCUCCUCACUAAAGGUUACCUCAAAAUUAAGAACCUAGGUUAUGCCAUUUUAUAUACUUCAAAACACUAUUAACAUUUUACUGAUAUAUUUUCCAGGCACCUGCUUCUCCAUUUGUUGUAGUUGGAACACAUGCUGACAAUGCUGAUGACUGGAGUCCACUUGGAAAUGAGGUUCUUGGGGCACUUAAAAAAGCUGAUUCAAAUCAGAGACAGGAAAUCCAAACUGAAAUAAACAUGUUGAGGUAGGAUGACUGGAAAGGACAAUCAGUGAUCAAUCUUUCUCAUUUUAAUUCCCUGUUCGUUCGACAUUACAUGAUCUUGUUAACAUACAAUGUAAGCCCGACCUAUGGGAAAUAUUUUAAUUAUCUUAUAGCAACAGGUUAACUUUAGCGAAUUUGAAAAAUCUUUAUUUAGCGGCACUUUGAUUUAGGGGUUUUUCUUAAGUUUUGGAACAUAAGUCACUAAAUUUUUGCAAUUUCAUGAAUUGACACUUCAGUGAAUAAGGUAAUCAAAACUUUGACGACAUCAAUAGAACAUUUAUGUAAGUAAUAAAAUCAUAUGAUUUUAUUACUUACUUCUCAUUGAUAUUGUGUUAAGUAAUUUCUGCAAUCAAUAUGACUUGUCUUCCACCAGGGGUUUGAGGCAAGACAAAUGCAUAGAAUUAAGAAUCAACACACUUGAGAACCUGGUAAAACACUGGUCGAGCUUGCCACAGCAAGUGCACUUUGUAAGCACACUGAAAGGAAAGGUAACUUAAUCCAUUGAUUUCUUCACUAUUAAUAGUUUCUUUUAACAAUUAUGAAUGUGUUGCUGAGCCACGUAGAACCACUUGUGAAAUCCACUGGGUGACCAGCAAACGGUUUUCUUUGAAAAAUGUCAUAUUUUCAAGUUGCUUUGGUGAAAAAGUUAAGUGCCAGGGGCCUGCACCGGGCACUGCUAGAGCUCAGUCUUGUCUGAAGAUAGGCCUGCUUGCUGAAGUAUUUCAGUUCACCCCUAUAUAAUACCAGAAUUUCAAAUAAAAUCUACCUGUUUCCUGCAGGAACAAAUAUUAGACUUUUUGGUAUUUUUGGUAAGAUUUCAGGGUGCAAAAUUUAUUCAUUCACUAAAUCACAACAUGCAAUAUACAAAGUGCUGCUGCUAAUAUCUUUCUUUUUAAAUCUAGAUUGAAAACAAUUAUUACAACUCCUUUGCUGAUUCUCCGCUUGUAAAGAAUACUUGUUUUUUGCUGCUUUUUGUCUGUUUAGUGUGUUUUGUUUUGCUCGCUUCUUAUCCUAACUUACAUUUCAACAUGAUUUUGCCGCAUGGUUGUUUAUAUAUUUCUAGUCUUAGGUUAGGUGGGAGCUCAUGUAAUAAGCCCCUACUGUUUCAAUUUGAGCUUCCUCACCAGAAAAAUACCUCUGAUUCUUCCACUCAUGUAACUUACGUCACUUUUCACCUUUAACUAUAGCUUUUCCUGGUAGGCAGUUCAUACAUUGUCUCUUGUUUAAACCUCUCUGCAACUGCCACCUCUGUACAAUGGCAACCCCGAGCUACUAAAGCAUUUCCCAACUGCCAAAAUCACCUCUCGAAAAUGGCCAGUUUUUUCAGCAACUGAUGAAAAAAUUAAUAAUGGUCAUGAAAUGUGAUUGUAUGGCGCGUUGAUUAUUAAUCGCAGGAAUCAUAAUUAUUAUUUUAAUUGUGUACGGUUUAUACUGCUGCAGUAAGAAUAAAUUAUUUCAAUACUUAUGGCGAAUGUUGUGAACCUUUCUCGUUUUGUCCUGUUUACAUUUUGAUUCAAAACAUUUAGUCAAGGUUUUUGUGUAUUUUAUCUCAAUAUAAGUCUUAUUUAUCAUUGAUUACCAUUAUGAGAUAAUACAGUAAGCACAAACUUAGCACAAUGAACAUGUUGUGUACCCUUUAAAAAAUUGUCAAAUUAUCCCCCUACCUCCCCAUAGCAGCCACCUCUCCACAACCUCCACUUUCUUCUGUCCGUAAGGUGGCCGUUGUGGAGAGUUUUGACUGCAUAUUUUUUCUGGCAAUUAUGAAAACUGAAACUGAUCUUUGUUCCAUUUCCUGCUUUUUGCCUUUUUAGUUAGCUAUUUUAAAUAACACUUACACUACUUUUUUUGUCACAUUUAGAGUCAUCAUAGCCGAUAAUAUCACAGCUUAACUAACAGACUGACAACCAUAAUAUCGCAACUUUUAAGUUAAAAUUAACAUCAUGUCAUAAUAACCGGAGUUUAAUAACAUUAACUGUCAUGAUACAACUCACUUGACACUGAAGAUGACUUAAUACCGUCACAACUGGACAGUAAUUGUCAAUGACAUGAGUCCUAAAUUCAGGACUAUACUCACCUGACGCACAGAUGAUCAUAUUCCAGCUACUUACUAUUUUUUCUCCUUUGCAGGGCAUGACGGAGCUGCAACAUACUAUCACUCAAACAUUAAUGGAUUCAACAUUAUUCCCUCACUUAACAGAAGACAUUAGCCAAGCUAUAAUAUACCUUCAUUGUGAAAUCCUGCAGUUACGUGAGAACAAUACAAUGCUCUUGUCUUGGGAUCAGUACGUAGGAUUGGCAUCAGAUGCAGGAAUUACAGAUGAUGCUGUUAUGAAAGCAACAGCAGUUUUAGAGUGUAAGGUAAGGUUAACACCUUAGUUGCUCUCAUCUAAUUCCCAUUCAGGAGUUUCAAUGAAAACUAAAGUAACCAGCAAGUUAAUUAACUGCUUGUAUCAAAGGGACGUUAGGCUCCUUUCUCGAGGGGUGUCUGGGGGUGUGCUCUGCCAGAAAAAUUUGAUAUUUCAAAGCCCUUAAAUGUGAUUGCUAGCUAUCUGGGGACUAAAUGAAUUAAAAAAGAACAUGACUGUAUUUCAUUAAAGAAAAUGUUGCUUUCAUUUAAGGUUCAAUGAACAAAUGACAAGAAUUAAAUUGUGUACAUUUGGAUGUGAACAAAUUUUGUGUAAACCUAUAUAAAAGUGGUGAAAAAUUGACUGAAAUAGCGUUCAUGUAACCAAAGCAUAACAAAACCACUGGGCCUUUUUUGGGCCAGAUUUUAUGAAAUUUUUUCUUUUUUGCAACUUGUAAAACUAGUUGCAUCUUCUUUCAGGAAAAAUAGCUGACUUCUCUUGGCAAAGUAGUCACUGUAGAAGACAUGUUUCCUUGGUUGUCAUGCAGUGCUUAUUGAGACCCAUGUCCAUUAGUGAAAUGAAAUUCACACUUUACUGACAUGUACAGUUCCAGAAAUAUGCUUGCUCAAAAUAUUGAUAAUAUUGUUCAUAAUUUGUGGCUUUUGCAGGGUUGUAUUGUGGUCUUUAGCAUUCCCACAUCUUACCAGAACCAAGGCCCUUCCAGGACUGUUUGUGUGAACCCUAGUGCUCUCUUGAACUGCAUAGCAGGGGUCCUUUGUGAGACAGAUCCCCGUGAAUAUGUCCCUCAGUUUGUUAAGGCUGGUAAAGUGGAGAGGUUCUGGCCCACAGGUGCAAAACCCAAUGAAUGGACUUUGAGAGCAGCCAUUGAUGACAUUGUGAGCAAAGGAUUUGUGCGAGAGUCAGUUGUGCCACUAUGUUUUCAGGUAAAAUUUGUUAGAAUUUUUUUCUCACCUUGUUUUCCGUCAUCUUCCUUUUAAAAUGUAGUAAAUAUCUGCUUUUCAUGCUGCCAAAAAGCUCACCAGUUGGUAAAUUUUCCUUGAAGACAAAUCAGUUAAACACGGCAUUGAUUUAUCAUUAGAUUCCCACACUUCUUGAUGAAGCAGAGCUACAGACUGUGAUCACUUUGUUCAGAAGCCUGGGUUUCCUGGUGGAAGGUGCUCCGAAGGGGAACUAUGAUGUUGAACUAGUGAUGUCGCAGUACAAAACUUGUUCAGUGUUCAAAAGGUACUACCUCCCGCUCAUGCCCAAGCUACCUACAGAUCCAAAGGUAAUUAGACUGAAUCAAUUUAAUUUUAGAAUUUAUCUCUUUAGAAAGAAUAGUACUCUGAAUACUGGCUAAAGAAAAAAAUUGUUCAUACCUUUAGAUAGAUCCAAAAGUAAAAGUUACCUAUUCUAAAAACUAACAACUUCUUGUGUUUGUCAGGCAAAUGUGAAUGAUUACUUUUGUAAAAAAUUGUGGAAGUUCAAAACAAUCUUUAGGUGAAAAUGAUUUUUUGUUUGUCUUCUGUAGCUCUAAUAAUUUUAUUCAGUUUCUUUUGACUCCUUCCUCUAAUUAAUAGUUAAGGUUAGGCAGGGAUGUGGAUAGCUAAGGAAAAGCUAAGGAAGCUUUCUUAUUAAGUGUAUCUUGAAAUAUGCUUUGCUUUCUAAAGAAUUACAGAUGUAUGUACGGACUUGCCUCCCAUUAAGAUGUGUGUGAUACAAAGAAGUCUUGUUGGAUAUUUUGUUAUACACCAGUUGAAAGUCUUGCCUAAAUAGCAUGCAUAUAAUGUGUUUUACAUUAGGAUGAAACUGUAUGGCCCAGUUCCCUCCCAGAAGGUCACAUCCAGGUGGGAUGGCGUUACAAUUUCCACGAUCACGUGACUGUUGACAGUAUAGCACCACUGUUAAUAGGUGCAUGCGCCAACUUGAAGCCUUCCUGUGAAAUUCUCUCAUACUGGAACUCUGGUGCCAUUUUGAAAGUUGGUCCUGUGACUGUGAAGAUAUCACGUGAUAAUACUACCCUGGAUGUGAUUGGUCGGUGUAAGAUCACAGACGGAAGUAAGCAGGCCCUUAUCAUGACGUGGAUCGUUUUGGCCAAGUAUUUCCAUGUGAAUGAAACUUUACUGAUGAAUUAUAAAGGGACGUGUCCCGAGGUGAGAAAAAUGUGUUAAUCUGGGACCUGAGACUGGAAUACAGCAAUCUAUCAACAGCUACCUCUUUAAGACAGAUACUGUAUUUCCUUGAAUAAUAGCCGGGGGUGAUUAUUUCUUUUUUGGACCCAAAAGGGGGCAAUUACUCAAAGGAGGCGAUUAUUUCAAACAUUGCUUAAUAGAAAUCAUGCCCUAAAGAUUUUGUCUUAAUCACAUCAAAUAUACUGAACAUUGACAUUUAAAGUGUUCCAAAUUUGGUUCCUUGAUUAAUUUUCAAUGUCAAUGUCCUCGGUGUCAGAGCUUGAAUCGUCACUGAUCAGUUUUGCUGGAUCAAACUCCACUUUAGCUUCAUCCUUCAAGUUUACAGCUGUGGGUAUCCCUAGUGGGUAACCGAUAUGGAAACGGGGGGGGGUUAUUUGAGGAAGGCAAUUAUUUUGAACAUUUCGGUCAAAGGGGAACGAUUAUUCAAGGGAGGUGAUUAAUCGAGGGAUGGCUACUAUUCAAGGAAGUACGGUACCUUGCUAAGACAGGCAGCUAGAGUUGGUCCCUGGCUUUCUUUACUUCUUCUGAGUUGACUCUCUGUAAGAUGAACAUCUCUUUAGACAGACGCUUAGUAUCAGUCCCAAGGUCUUUGUCUUAAGGACCGUUGACUGAACUGUAACUUAAUGUUCCAUGAGAUAGUGAGAAGUCAGACGAGGUAAUUUAGGACAUUUGAAACCGUUAACAAAAACAUAUUUUACUCAAAUACAUGUAGUUCAGGUAAAAAUGAACUAAAGCCCUGCUUACAACCAUCAACAUUUCAGUUGUAGAACUCCAAUACCUCUUGCAGUUGUUUUAUUAUUGUCAGAAGUUCAAGGGUGAUCAUCCUAUGUAUAAUAAUGUAACAUGUAUUUACUCAACAAUGUCUGCUAUGCAAUGCUAUGUCAGCUAAUGUUUUUUUAACCAGUGUCACUUUUCAACAGAUCACUGUGCCAAUCGUUGGCUGCAACCGACCCAAGCAUAAACCACUUCAUGAGUUAGUGAGUGAAUACAAUUCACAAGUGACACAUCACACAAACUAUUGCUGGUUUAUACCACCUGCAGGUGAGACAAACAAUCUGGCUGUGUUUGAGCCUUGUGUAGAUGUUUACCUAUAAGAAUAUGAAGAUCUCUAUAUUAGCAAUUAAAGGGAGAAUUGAUUGGAAGGUGCCUACGGCUCUAUGAGCUGUAUUUUAUGACUGGGAAGGAACAACAAUAUUCCAAGAUGCACUAUCAAUUUUUGAUUUUUUCGUUCCUUUCUUUUCCUUUUUGUUCCCAGCUUUGGAUACUGAUGAACACAUUGAAAUUCCAGAAGACACAAUCAGUUGGCUGGCUGGUAUUGCCUGUAAGUAUUUUUACUUUACUUAGUACGUUAAUUUGUGACAUUGAUCCUUUACGCAGGUUUCCAUUUUUUGUGGUAACUCUGUUUGACUCUGAGUGAGUAGGUCUUUUUAAACAUUGCCUAAUUUAUGGGCAAAAUCCCAGUCCUUGUUUCUUUUUCGGUGGAAUUCUGUUGGUCUUGUUUUCAUGCUUUUAAAUUUGGGAGUAACUGCACAAUACCCGGCCAUUUUUAGCACUAGCUGUCCGUCUUAGAGAGAUGUCCGUCUUAUCGAAAGUCAAAUAGAGAGAGCUAAGAAAGGCAGGGGCCAACUCUAGGUGUCCGUUUUACAGAGGUGUCUGUCUUAUAGAGGUGUCCGUUAAGAGAGAGCUGACUAGCCCUAAAACAGUGGCUACGUGGCUACGCUGCUAUGUGAGAGACUACAUAGCCGCAUAGCCACUGUUUUAGGGGUAUACUAGCUGGGUAUUCUUGCAGUUAAGCCUAAACUUGAAAUUGAAAUACAGGCCUUUGUCAACCUUGUUGCAUUUUUUGUGACUUAUUAUUGAUCCUCAAAUGCAGUGCAUAUCACUUCCAGGCGAGUUACAACUCGAUGCCAAAGUUAGUUUAUGUAUGACUCACGCUUGUAAUAUUUUUCUUAGGUAAAUCCAUGUUAUACGUUAGUUAUCACCCCGACCAACAGCAUGAGGUCAAGCUUCUGAAGCAAUUUCUGGACUUGGCCGGGUUUGACUGCCUUGGGGAUUGGGCACUAGCUGGUAAAACAGGACCAGAACUGAUUGAAACACGUCGCAAGCAAAUCGCGGGCUCAUCGCUGUUCCUUGCCUUUGUCACACCGCAGUAAGUAAACAUUGAACUUAGUUAUGAUAUUCAACCUACAGAAUCAAGCCUGAGAAUACAGUCGUCUCUCCUCGCUCCUAAUACCGCAAAAAUGAGUUGUUUGAAGGAAGAUCAGUGCGGCAAAUCCCAGCGUAGCUGUAAAUAAACCAUAUGAGUUGUUUUGUUGACUUGGACUGGACUUGCGUUAAUCACCUUCGGGCAGUUCGGUCCAGGCAGAACAGGGCGCGCAUCUUCACUUGCAGGGAUUGAUAUCUUCAGCAGGUUAACAUAGAUAGAGCCUCUUUUAUUCAGACCCCAGUUGUUCAAAAGCUGGAUAGUGCUAUCCAUCGGAUAAAUCUCUGUCCAGUGGAUAAGUAUUAGGGGAAACCAAUUGCACUAUCCACUGGAUAGAGAUUUAUCCGGUGGAUAGCGCUAUCCACCUUUUGAAGAAUUGGGCGUGACCUUCAACCCGUAAAUUUGCAGGAACGAUAUUCGGAGGUGGUUUUCGAAUUUUACUACAGAUUCCAAAAUACAUCCAGUACUAGUAUAAGAUGCGUACAUAAACACUGCUUCACUGAUUUUUGUUGAACCCAUAUUUUCGUUGAAUUGCUAUUCCCUCUUGCAAAUUGUGUUUGCCAACAACACUAAGUCUGGUGCGGGUAAUGUGACACAGGGAGAAGUAGGAAAGGAAAGCUAUCCCUUCGUAGGGGGGGGGGGGGAGAAUAGGUUCUGCACAGUAAGCAGUGGUUGUUCCAGAUGGCGACAGAUGCCUGCUUUUGCUUCUGAUUUGUUGUUUGGGCCAUCAGUGCUGUGCUUUGAUUGGUUGGAUGUAUGUAAUGCACUUUGCUUCCUGGCUGUUGGUUUCAGAUUGAAUAUUUUUCCUUGGUUGCCAGAAAUGUUUUAUGCGUGUUUCAAGAUUUCGUCAAGUCCUUUUCCGGGGGCACGCAACGACUUUUUUCUUACUAGGAGAAGCAAAUAUUGGUUAGAAAUUUCUAAAGCUCAAGAAAGGCUAAAAAUGUCUGAACGAUAUCACUCUUCUAAGAGUACGCAGAGUUUGUAUAUGAAAUUGACUGCAAUUUUCAGAGGUUGGGUUUUUCACAUUUUGUUACUACGAGAUUGCGAUAAUUGAAAAAAUUUUAGUAAGAAAAAAAUUCCCCUAGAAUCUUCUAAUGAAUGUUCAGCUACUCUAUGUCCUGGAACUUUCGAACGGAACCAUCAGGGUAAUAGCCAACAGUUUCGAAUGAGACGGCCAAACUCCCCCAAAAACUUCCGAACAGAUAAAUGAGUUUAAGGCCAGCUCCAAGUUAAUUAUCUUAUCAGGCUUUUAAAAAGCAUGCAGAAAACCAUUUGAGAGACUUCUGACGUAUUUGAAACAUUCGGUCGUUUCCUUGGGUGCGUGCCCCUGUUUAUAGUGACCCGCGCGUGAAAAGUAUUCUCGCGCGGGCUCGUACCGAACCAUCCAAUCGCAAGCGAGAAAAAAAAAACUCAGGUGCUCAGGGUAGAAUAUUUCGCUGUGACAUUUCUUCAUGAUAUAAUAAAAAAGGCGUCCUUUGCGUCCUGCAGGUGUACAAACAGACGGUAUAAGGAAACAAUUCUAGUUUGUUUUUCUUGCGUUAUGCGGUAAAAAAGCUUAGAAAUCUUUACGUGCCAGUUGUCAUUAAAACCCUGCCAUUUGCAAACAUUUCUUUUGAUGAUACCUCUGUCCUUUUUAGUGGUCAAGAUAUCGAUUUAAAUGAAAGCUGCUGUCUGAGACGUAUUUUCCACUGGUACUGUUGAUUAUGCUGUUCAAGGUGGUUCAAAUUUUGAGUCUUAAGAUGAAAUCCUUAAGUGUCGUCGUUCAUAUGAAAGCUACUGAGCAGUACUUUAACUUGGGAUUGCGCUUUUUUUUUUUCUUCAGUAUUUUAAAAAAUUAAAAUUUAAGGUAUUCUUGAAUGUUUUUCUUUCCACUGUCUAAGAAAUAUGUGAAACCCAGGUAGACUACGUCGAAAACAUGUCGACAGCAUUAGAAAACAGUCGGCUUUACUUAAAGUUCUCAUGAUUACUAAUGCAAUCUCUGAUGACUGCAAAAAAAUGCUUUUUGGCGAAACGGAGUACUUUUACCAGCGCAUUCCUAACAUCUAAGGUCCAUUUUUUAACUUAAAAUAUUUUCAGCUUUUAAUCGACACAUCUGAAAAAUUAUAGUGAGGGCGUAUAUUUUGUACGUGCUUUUAUGGCUGUUGUUAGACCUUUAAAAGAGAUAAGCAUUGUCAAAUUUGUCGUUUAAGUGAUCUUCUUUGUUGGACGUAAUAGCAGUUAUUUUUAUGCAAAUAAUUGUUUCUUGGCCAAAGUGUAAACACGUAAAAGUGCAUUAAACCUCCUCUGACAAAACGUUUGUAGUCGUGACAACGGUGAACAUUCGAACAACUUGCUUUUAUAGAAUAAUACUUCAUCAGGAUCAUAAUUUGAUAAAGGUACAUUUAUUCUUAUUACUGUUCUUUUUAGCCUUUUUUUUACAGAAACACUCUGACGUCCGUUUUCUGACUGAAAUCCGGCGUCGAACCAAUUUUUCAUCUAUAUAUUGUUUGUUACUUAAAUGGUUCUAAAAGUUUAUAUUUUGACCUUAAAUUGUCCAAUUGUUUCUUACCUCCGUUCAGACGAAACAAACUAAAAAUGGUUCGCUAAAAAACUGGCCAAGAUCGGAAAAUCCAUCGAUGAAUCAAUGUCGAAGAGUAACGACUUUCUUAAACUGCACUUUUCGGAGUCAAAGGGAUGUUUUAGUUGAAUUUUUUCUUUCGCGUUGUUCUCCGACGCAGUCUUUUAUUCGCCGCAAAGGUAAAAUUUUACUGACUGACUGACGCAGUUAAAAGUGAUGCAGUAACCGCUCGUGGACACGUAUGAAGCGUGCCGCUUAUCACCAGCUUUCACCAAGUUCAAUAUGUAAAUUUUUAAUUUCUCAAAUGUUAAUUUUUAAAAGGGCUAACAGGGUCUCGCUGUAACCGCUACAACAUGCGCUGUAUGAAAAACUUUUAUUGUUCUAGGCAAGAAUUUUCCGAGUUUCAAAGGUUGUGGCGUGAACUUUGGGUUUUCUAAAAAAUAAUGUUUCGACUGCAAGAAACGUUUGCUGUUAAAAAAGAUUUGUAUCGCGAGUUCUGGUCUUAAAUUCCUUUUUAUAAAAUUUUAUUUCUUCUUUGAACUCGAUGAGAGACAGUUGAUGUAGUAAAAUAAAACAAAAUUGUUGAAGAUGAUUGACACUAUCCUCUUUGAAUGAGAUCGUUUAUGUAAACGUAACUUGCACGUUGCUACGGCAACCGCGAUUUAAAAAGUCUGUUUAGGCAGGUUGUCGCGGGCCAGCAGUAAAUCCAGUGUCCUAGUGUAAUACAAGCCGUAGGAAUAUCUAUUUAUUUGCUUUUCAAAAGCAAAUAUUCAUCAUUUGCAAUUUUAGAAAUUUUACAGUUGCUGACGGUUGGUAAUACAAUUCGUAGGCUUCCCAUAGUUUGGUUUCCUGCCAAUUUAUUACUGCUUUUGUCACUGCUUUUGAAGUCAGGGCAUGAAAACUUUGAAACGAACAUGUCUUUCGAUUCGCGCACGAGUAUUAACUCUUUGCCAGUGUGUCACCAACUAAAUGAAUUUGUUGUUUUUAUCGAUUUUUGCCGUUGCUGAAAGACCUUUAUAGAUCCCGCUACAUAAUGGAGUUAGUUACCAAGCCGUAUCUCCGUUAGUUUCGUCAGUGUUUCAUCUAUAUUCUGAGUGAUUUUCAGUCUAAUUUUGAGACUAAAUUUUCUGUAAUUGCUUUAUAUGAAGCAACAUUUUCGUUUAUUUUGCUUUCGUUUUUUAGUGUUGCUGAAAUUCGUAUACCUGCUGAUACAGCCGUUUUUUAUGCAUGUAUUUUUUGCUUUGUCGUUUUUAUUUUUUUACUGAUUCAAAAUUUACCGAAACAGAUGCGAUUAUCAGCGGCAUUGGACAACCCGUGAAAUAACACAGUUGACACUCCAAGUGACGUCAAACGUUAUGAAUAUCAGCUGCUCGUUCUUAUAUUUCUGGUUUUGAGCUGCCGUAUCCACGGUAAUAAACAAACUUGUCGCUACAAAAUCCUUCGGUUGUCUUCGCCGUCCUUAUUUGUGUCGCAUCUAUCACACUGCCUUGGUUUAUUUGCGAGGAAGAGAAAGCUGUAAAGGUAUAAACCUUUGAAGAUACGAAACACAAAGCACUCGAGGUACACAUCCUAUUUUCUGAUCAUGCAUGCAGUAAAAUGUAAUUUUAAUGUGCAUUGAUUUGAAUCGGUUGAGAAACCCUGUGUGAAAUAUUAGAUUUUGAGCUGUUCUCUUUAAUUCAAGCCAUGGUGAAGUCCGUGAAAUCUGUGAUUUUCACGCCGUAACCACCUUAUCUCGAUUUUCUCUGAUGUCGGGUUGAAUACAAUGGCUUUAGCGCUGUAUUUCGUGUACGAUGUCAGUUGAAUUUCAACUGGUAAAUUUUGUAUUUUUGCCGAGUUUAAAUAUCCAAUAUUGGAACCUUCUUUCGUUGUUUAUCUUGAAUUGUCAAUUGAUAACACUAAGACUAUCAUUUCUGUGUGUGUGAUGAUGAUGAGGCGUUCAUUAUUGUAGUAAGUCGAUGUUGGAUGCUGCAUGCAAUAUUCAGAAUAUUGAAAAUGGCGACCCAUUUGAAUGUAAUAUCAAUCUUUUAUUGCCUUUCUGUUGACAGUUUUGUUUAAUUUUACCAGAAGAUUAACGCGAUCAAUUAUGUUCGUUAUUUUCUGAGAAAUGAGAUGUUUUGCGAGCAAAACCUUUUGCUAUUUAAACGAGCAUCAUACAGCAGACAAUAUCAUUUAAUAUUUCCAUGUACUGUCUUCACGAUCAAGCUGCUACGAGACCUUCGAGUUUUUCACAAAGAAAAAAUGUAAAAAAUUAACCUUUAUUCAGUGGUUUUGAGUGAAGCCAAUUCAAAGUAACAGCGUUUUUAACUGUUUCGACUGUUUGCCAUCGUGACCUCGUUAAAUGAUAAAGAAACAGUGAACUAAACUUUAAAACUUAGUUCGCCAUUUUAAACUGAUAUGUUUUAAACGAGAGACUAAUUAAAUUAAACGCUGUGGAUUUUGUUUUGAUUCAAGUAACCGUAGUGACAGCGAUUUUAUUCAUUCAUUUGUCCUAUUUUGAAGAAACUCUGAACCGGGAAUAAUAUUGGCGUUGGUCAUAAAAGUAGUUUAGGUCAGGAGUCGGCUCCUGUUUAGGUACUUGGUGUGGCAUCAAAAUAAGAUAUAGUGUUACUACUCGUGAUCUCCUAUUCAUAGUUUGUUGAGUUGGGUUGAUCUUAAAGAAAUAAUGUCUGUCGUAAAGUUAUUUCUUCAGAGAGACUGCAGAUCUAAACAAGAAUUGUUUAAAAAUGUUAGUGACAAAAUAUUGUCUACCAGCAUCUCACUUCUCAACAACUUCCUUCUUGAUUAUUUCUUUGUCUAGGUAUAAAAAUUUUAUUUGUAAAAUAUUAGAUCCAGCUGUGUCGGAAGCAUUUGUAACUGAGUAGGAAAAACUUCCGAAAAUUUCAUGGCCAAUAAUGCAUGAAUUAUAAACUGAAUAUUGCUUUCUUGACGUUUGUUUAAAGAUUUUCUCAUUUCUCGGGAAAUUGUUUUCAUGUAUUUCGUGAACACCGCAGUCGUGAUUACAUAAAAGAUUGUAUGUGCAUCCGGAAUUCACACAUGAAAAAAAAAAAACAAUUGCCGUAUUUAGUGUGUGACUGAACUGACAUGGGUUAAUUUUGAAGGUAUUGCCCAGUCUUUCCUUUGAUUUCACGCCACUCAGAAUUUAUUUCCUCUCGUCAAUUGACUAGAAAAUUGUAUACUCUUAGCUGAUUUUUAAUGUUACUUUAUUUUAGCGGUCAAAUUUGAUCGUGUAAAUCAUCCGUGUGAUAUCUGUUGGAUUAGCCGGGUCAAAACCUGGUGAAGAGGACUUUGUCUCCUCAACUUGCAAAAUAAAAUUCCUUCACGCGUACAGGUAUUCCAUGUAGUGCAUAUGCUCAGCUUCGUUUUCCCCUAGCGGCUAAUUGCGGCGUGUAAUUUACAACCUUGGGUAACAAAGAAAGGUCCAGAGAGCGAAUGUGAAGGCGGUGCUGCGAGCGAAGAGUCAUCGUUCAUACAAAAUGCGGUAAUAUUCAGGUUGACACGCGCAAUGGGUGCAAUGGCAUGCAUGGGAAGCGAUCUCCGUCAGCUAACAACUUGAAAAUGUACCCCGGAUAAGCGUGCAGUCAUUUCCAGUGUGCUUGUUAACACUGUGCUUGCAGUAUGUUUCCACGCUUUUUUCUUUUCCUUCUUGUAUUUACAUACUAAGAAUCUCCUGAUAUACCGUAAUAUCAGCAGAACCACUUUGCACAUAGUAACAAAAAGCAGAUUAUACCUGGAAUAGCCUGCGAGCAAGCUCUCCCGGGGGUCCCGGGGAGUACGGCGGUGGGAAAGGGCGCUCUGGCCCCGCCGCCAGAGUGCCCCGGGAGAGCUUGCUCGCAGGCUAUACCUGGAAGCUUUCAUUUGAACUUCACCCUAAAUGCUGAUUGAGAAACCCAAGAUAUCGGCAACUAAUCUUUGGUUAUUUGGUAACUUUAAGGUACCUGGACUGGACUCGGGCCACUCAGGAUGUAAACACUGCUCUCUCACACAACAAACCCCUCGUUUCAGUUCUGUUUGAUAAAUCUACCUGGGAACAGGAGGGACAUGAAUUGGGGUCCUUGUUAAAGGAUCACGGAGUGUGUCUGGAUUUGAGUGCUGGUUCAGGGAGUGCCCUCUCUCACCAGUACGAUCAGGGACAAGUGAGUCGGCUAAUCACUUACUGUAACGGGACUCUGUACGGCACCGGAGAUAUACACCCACCGGAACCUCCCCGCACUCCGGAACACGAGGCACAGGUAAGACUGCAUCGUUAAUUUACCUCCAAGUUUAAACCCAAGUUUCAAGAUACAAGGUGGAUUUUUUUAACAGCUAAAGUUAAGACGGUGAUGACGUGGAUACUGGCGCUUCCGUUGUAAAGAAUCUUAAAGUGGCUAUGUCCCACUAUUUGUUAUCUUUUUAGAACGCUAAAACCUGUCUUUGCAUCAAUUGAAUUUCCAAAAGUAAUGGUGCAGUUUUGUUAUUUACGACUGUAUGUAAGCAUUGAAACUGUUUUCAAAUUUUAAUGCUACGCCUGCAAAUAAAGACCCAAAAAGUUACUAUGGUUACUGCUGCCCGAUAAAAUUUGUUUGAGAUGUUCUUCACCACUCUACCACUCCCCGCCGGGUGCAUCUUGUGUUUAAGUAAAGGUAGUAAGUAAUGAUUGCAGCACACAAUUUAUCUAAGUUAUAGCCGGGCCCUCUAGGCCCCAUGCUCUCAUGCCCCAGGCCCUUCUUUAUUUCCAAAACUUUUCCAAAACCCUUGAUGCAAAGUGUAUUUCUGUUUGUUUAUACGCGCCAAGUUUCUAAAGCAUUUUUGGUGAUUUAGGUAAACAACGCGAACCUGGACUCCUCCUGUUCUCUGGAGGUGGAAACAGACCCUGUCCCCAGUAAACCGAAAACAAGCGUGGAAGUGGAUCGUAAGCCUUCAAAAACGGCAUCCGAUAAAAUAACCGAGGACGAAAAAGUCGCCGAGCAAAUCAGGCGCAUGGCCGCGAGUGCGGUAGCGGCAGCUGUCGCGGGCGCAACAGCCCAGCAGAUUUCCAAAUCAAAGCAUUCUACUCCCGCCAUAAAAGCAGCCGCUGCUGCUGCAGACGUUGCGCAGGCGGUUGCUAAUGGCAACAGUGACGGUGCCGCGCAGGCGGUCUCAAAAGUGGCAAAAAUUGUAGAGGACGAACGUCUUAGAUUGAACUCUAUUGCGUCACACAACGGCUCAGCUACCAGGCCUCCUCCCAAGAGUGCUACCUGUAUAUUACUUUAGUCUCCAGUCACCUGUUUUACAUUUACUGUGCCCAUCACCAAAGUCAAGUACUUUUGGGCGCAUUUCUCCUACGAUGUUAGGCAGCAAGUUCAAUUUGUAAAUAAGUAACCACUGUUUGAGAUACGUUGUCCAUGUAGCAAACUACUGGAGGCGAAAUUUCUCAUUUUAUCAUUGGUUUCUGAAAACUUCCUGCGGAAAAUAUCGCGAGAUGUUCGUGAAACUUGGAAGGAAAAAGUAAUAUGGCCAGAACACAAAUUAAUGGUUAAGGUGAACACGCGGCUUAUGAAGCUUUCUAGCAACCUAGGCGUAUCGUCUUUUGAUUUUAUAGUAUAUUAAGGAAUGUGGUUCAGUGUUUCAUCAACACGAAAGAGGUCAGGCCUUAAUGUUUGGUACAGUGCAGCUUUAGAUGAGGCAAGAUAAGUAAUUUCAACGUGGGUUCCUGACCGAGUCAUCCUCGGAGACCCAGGGGCAGAUAGUGGGGACGAGGGAAAGUCUAAACGGGCGGAAAAAUGUGGCACGAAGAAAAGUAAAGAACGGCGAGAAGAGCCCCUGGGGACAAUGUCUUACCAGACCAGUUCCAAACGGUUGGCGCCGUUCUGGCUUCAGAACGGUGGUGACCGUUUGAACUUUCUGGCAAGACAUCAGUCCCCAGGGCUCUUUCUCGCCGUUCUUUACUUUUCUUCGUUCCAUAUAUAUUUUCCCGCCCGUUUAGACUUUCCCUCGCCCCAACUAUCUGCCCCUGGGUUUCCGAGGAUGUGACCGAGUGAAAAUUAGGUUGUUGAGGACAAGGAUUUGCCAAGUUCAUUACUGCGCUUUUCACAAACAUGCGAAUUCUGAAGUUCAAAAGCCAACUGACGAUUGCGUUUUUGGCUGCCGUCAAUCAUCUUAACGGACUUUAAUUUAACAGGUUCAAAAGGUCAAGAUUUGUGAUUUGUGAUUGGUGGAUUUCGAUCCGUUUUGUGUGUUUCUGUGUUUCAAGGUUCGUUGCUUGUGAUCGUAAUUAUGAUUGACGGCAGCGAAAAACGCAAUUGUGAAGGCGGCUUUUGAACUUUAGAGUUCGCAUGUUUGUGAAAACGCAGUAAGUACAGCUGUAGGUCAUCAGACUUUCACCAAAGUAUAGUGAGAUUUUAAAGGAUACACCUGAAACCGCUGGACGAAAAUUUUAAUCGUUUGGAGUUAAGACACAUUAUGAGAAAAGAGCUAGAUUGUUUUCUCAUUGCCGAUAUACUUGUAACUUCAAAUAGUUUGAACGUUUAUUAACGGCAUCGUUAGUAACGAGGAAAGCAAGUGAUUCUAAAAUGCAAUGAAUUAUUGAAUUUUGGUCAGAGAAAAAAACUCAGCGAUUGUCAAGUUCACAUGGGGUGUCACGUCAGGCCUUGACGUAUUUUCUAUCAUUGUCUUUUCAGUGUUAGGUAACGUGUGUUAGUUAAGGUAGUCGUUCCAUUAUUGGGCUAUUCAACGCCUGGUUUACUCAUAUAACGCAAAGAAAAGCACAAGCAUCACAUGAAGACAUGACUGUGAAUGAACCCAACGAAAGGUAGAUCAUUGCGCCUGCGUGUGUUGCACGUCCUUUUACUUGCGUCGUAGGAGCUAUUGGGUAUUACUCGUUCUUUUUUCACGGGCGUUUACACCUGCUUAUCAAGUGUUCACUUAGUAUCAGUUGCAGGUUUCUUUUUCAGUGCGAUUGGCUGAUAAAUCUGCAAUCAGUAUCCUGUUACCCUGUUACGUUAACUUCACCUAACGACAGUUGUAAGAAAAACUUCCUUUCAAACCAAACUCGAAGUUUUAAGUUCACAGCCAAUCAGGAUUCCUUAGUUUAUACGUAAAUUUGAAUUGAUAGUGGGGUUUGUAUUAUUUGUCGAAAUAGAAUUCUACGUGCACAAAACGUGUUUGUAGCGUAUUUGUCGUGGUUUAAUUUUAUCUUUGGUUCAUUUUUUGUUAACCUUUGUUUCAAACUCAUUGAUACAUUUACCAUACCCAAAAACAAAAAAAAGGUCGAAUUUCAACCAAGGAUUAAAUUAAACCACAACAUAUUAAAUAAUUGUAAAUAUCAAAUUUUUGGCGAACAAAGUUCUACAAUAUUAUCCAGAGAGAGAGAAAAAAACUUAAUAUAUUGACCUUGAAGAUAAAUUAAUAUUAAUUUAUUUUCUUUCAUAUUUGUAUUUGAUUCAUUUUUUUAUCAUUUUAAAUUGAGCACUUCCACCCAAGUGAUUACAUUUCUACUGGCGUAAAGCUAAAAAAUCCAGUCGCAAAGUUCUAGAAAAUCAGUUUAAUUUCUGUACUCUUAGUUCUGGUGCCUUUUGUGGUUUGUUUUGUUUGUCAAAGCGAUGUGAGUGCGUUUUGUACAUCUUCUCUGUACCAGAAUUCUAGUUAAUAAAUCAUACUAUGUUUAAGCGUUACGUUCAGUUGAACUAAAUAUGCCAAGUAUAAUAAAAAAUCCAGCUCCC
Messenger RNA from Porites lobata, 23105 nucleotides. Lineage: Eukaryota; Metazoa; Cnidaria; Anthozoa; Scleractinia; Poritidae. The record is from the annotation of a GenBank genome assembly.